Messenger RNA from Closterium sp. Naga37s-1, 1068 nucleotides. NCBI's taxonomy places the organism in Eukaryota, Viridiplantae, Streptophyta, Zygnematophyceae, Desmidiales, Closteriaceae. The record is from the annotation of a GenBank genome assembly.
AUGAAUAGCGGCCCCCUGCCAGUGGAUUCCCCUUUCCCCGCGCAGCCCCCCGAAGCAGUUGGCGGAGCGGAAAACUACCCCGCGCAACCUUUCGCGCAGCCUUUCGCGGAUCCUCUGGCGCAGCCGCAGAUGGCGGAGAGGGAGGCGGAGUCGUCCGCCGACCGAGACUCCGCGGGCGCAGUUUCCGCGCCCGCCGCCGCUGCCCCGCAGCCCCACCACCCACUCCAGCAACCACUGGCGCACGGCGCCGCGCUGCAAUCCUCCGCACUGCCGCACGACGCGCAGGCCGCGCAGGCGGGCGGCGGCGGUUCGCGCGAGAGGGAGCGGGAGGCGGAAGGCGAGGCCCUGUCGGUGCGGUUCAACCAGGACUUCACGUGCUUCGCGUGCGGCACGCGCGGCGGCUUCCGCGUGUUCUGCUGCGACCCGCUGUGGGAGACGAUUCGGCGCGACUUCGACGGGCGCGGCGUGGGCAUGGUGGAGAUGCUGUUUCGCUGCAACUUCCUCGCGUUCGUGGGCGGCGGUGCCAACCCGUGCUACCCGCCUAACAAGGCCAUGAUUUGGGACGACUCUCACAGCCGGUGCAUCGGCGAGCUCACCUUCCGCAGCGAAGUGAGGGGCGUGCGGCUGAGGAGGGACCGCAUUGUGGUGGUGCUGGAGCAUAAGGUCUACGUCUAUAACUUUGCAGACCUGAAGCUGCUUCACCAGGUGGAGACGCUGUCCAACCCCAGAGGGCUGUGCGAGGUGUCCCAGUCGCCCAACAGUUUCGUUAUGGCGUGCCCUGGCAAGCACCGGCAGCAGAUCCGCAUUGAGCUAUUCGACCAGCGACGCACGCACUUCAUUGCGGCGCAUGACUCGGAGCCUGCCUGCAUCGCGCUCUCGCUGGAUGGGCAGCGCCUGGCCACGGCGAGCAGCAAGGGGACGCUCAUCCGCGUGUUCAACACGGCGGAUGGGAGCAAGCUGCACGAGGUGAGCAGUGGGGGGAGUGCUGGUUCCUGGGGCAGACACCAACUGGUCACGGCCAGCAGCAAGGGGUCGCACGCUGAUCAGCAGGAAGGGGUCGCACGCUGA